UUUGCCGCCGAGUAUGAGAAGGUGUGAGGUCUUUUAGCAGUAAAACAGUAUUACGGUAUUUCAAAAGACAUACAAAUAUUUUUUCUAUUUUUUCAAAACUAAUUCGUCGUUGUUCGCGAUGGACCAACAAAUCACAGUUUCGACAGAGAUGAUUUCGACGAAAAUCAAAGUCAAAGGUUUCGAGAUACACUACUUUAAAAUUGGAAACGGACCACAGAAAUUAUUGAUUUUUCCGGGAACAUUAGGUAAAGUCGUUAAUUUUAGACCACUGACGGAACACCUCAGUAGAGAAAAAUAUACAAUAUACCUAUGGGAUCCUCCGGGUUAUGGUUUCAGUCGACCGCCGAACAGAGAUUUUUCACCGGGAUUCUUAUACCGUGACGCUGACUGCGCCAUUGCCCUCAUGGAGGCUUUGGACAUCGACAAGUAUUCGGUGUUGGGCUGGUGCAACGGUGGAUGCACCGCUCUGAUCGCAGCGUCCAAAGCCUCCGACCGAGUGGACAAGGUAGUUGUGUGGGGCUGCAACGCGUAUGUCACUAACGAAGAGCUCGAUGUCUACGAGACGACGCGCGACGUUCGCACGUGGUCCGAUGCUAGGAGACUACCGCAGUUCGAAAUGUACGGCGAGGAGUACGUGUCGAAAACUUGGUGCGGGUGGAUAAACGCCUUCUGGAAAAUUCUCAACGACGAUGCCGGUGACGUGUGCCGCGGAGUAUUGGCCGAAAUAAACGCGCCCACCCUCAUCCUGCACGGAACAGAGGACGCGCUCGUACCGGUCGAACACGCCGUAUACCUGCACAAUCACAUCAAGGGCUCGACACUUGAAAUAUUUCCAGAUGGCAAGCAUUAUAUACAUAUUAUGUACCCCUUAAAGUUUGUUUCGAUAGUGGAUAACUUUCUUUCUAUCAAACAGAAGCUGAGUAGUGCAUGGUAACCACUAAUCACCACAACUUAUAAUGCUUCAUUGUGUAUCAUUGGUAUUAAGAUUGAAGGCCUAAUAAUAAUGUUUUAAUUAAGUUAAAUUAAUUUAACACUAUUAAAAUUGGUUUAACUUGUAAACUCGACAAAGCACAUGUAAUAUAUUAAUAUGCCAUGAAUCGUGAUUAAUAAAUACCACAUUUUAUAGGUAGUUCUGUGGAGUUGCAACGCGUAUGUCACUAACGAAGAGCUCAAAGUCUACGAGACCUCGUGCGAUAUGAAUAAAAUUGCAUAAAAAUUAAAGUUACAAUCUUUCAUGCCCGACAUAAUUCUAUUACCUACCAAUUCUUAAUCAAAAUAUUUAAUAUCCCGUAUUGUAACUAACUUUAGUGUUAGGAACUUAGGAAAAAAAUUAUUCUACUAUUAAUCAUUUAGUUUGUAAUCUUAACAAAUUUUAUCAAAUUUGUACUUUUGUUUUCAACUUCUAAGACUUAUUAAGGUAUAACGUCAUAUGAAUUUUAUCUAUAAAUUGAAUAAUUUGAUAGCUUUUGACUCUCUGCCAUGCCUUCAAGCUUUAAAUCCCAAACACUUCAACUCUCAUAUCUAUCUCCGCCACAUAUACCUACUUUGUGUCAAGUCAUUUAUUUUCAUCCUCAAUUAAUUAAAUUAUAAUGCCCUGCUCUGCAGGCUAAAAAGCUCAUUUUAAUUAAUUUUCUUAAAAACUUUAAUAUUUCUUUCAAUCUCUACUCCAUUCUCAAUACUGAAUCCGUAAACUCCUAUUAACACUGUAAUCAUUUUUAUUUUAGAGACUAGCUUAAUCAUAAAAUAUACUUGUAAUUUUUAUAUUUUGUAAUUGUUGAUUGACUUGUACCUUAGAUUGUAAACUAGUAUCUAGGUAUCAAAAAAACAUAUGAAUUAUAACUAUCAAGAAUACCUAUAGUGUUUAUAAAAAAGAAAUAACUAGACAGCAUAAAUUUGAUAAAUAUAAAAAUAUUGAUAAACUUAAAAGUUAAAAUAAGUAGAAGAAUAUUAGGAUUAUGCUCCUAAUAUAUACUCUAAAUGCCAUAAUCUUUCAAGCUGCUAAGACAUUAUUACCAACACUAUACAUAACAUGGCAAUUGUCAAUUAGUAACUAUUUUUAGUUAUUUAUUAUUUUCUGAUCAUGGAUUUUUUUUUUUUU
This is a messenger RNA of Rhopalosiphum maidis (corn leaf aphid), 2098 nucleotides long. RefSeq names its product valacyclovir hydrolase-like. NCBI's taxonomy places the organism in Eukaryota, Metazoa, Arthropoda, Insecta, Hemiptera, Aphididae. The record is from RefSeq and is a predicted model, not a curated record. The transcript has 5 exons. The coding region runs from base 119 to 934 and encodes 271 amino acids.